Messenger RNA from Babesia microti strain RI, 1140 nucleotides. Its product is annotated as Proliferation-associated protein 2G4. The record is from RefSeq and is a predicted model, not a curated record. The transcript is spliced from 4 exons. The coding region runs from base 1 to 1140 and encodes 379 amino acids. NCBI's taxonomy places the organism in Eukaryota, Apicomplexa, Aconoidasida, Piroplasmida, Babesiidae.
AUGGAUACAUUAAAAGUUACAGAGGCGGAGGACUGUACACUGGCGAAUUCGGAUGUCAUAACCAAGUACAUAAAUUCAGCAGAAAUUGUCAAUGAAGCUAUGGAAAAAGUUAUCUCAAAUGUUUCAAAGGGUGCGUCUGUAUACGAUUUAUGCGUACUUGGAGAUAAACAUAUAACUGAAUCUACUGCUAAAGUAUACAAUAAGAAGGUUAAGGGCAAGGUGAUAUCAAAGGGAAUCGCAUUUCCCACUUGCAUAUCAAUAAAUGAAAUAUGUAGCCAUUCUUCCCCCCUGACAGAUACCAUCAUUAUCGCCGAAGGAGAUCUAGUCAAAAUUGAAAUGGGUUGCCACAUUGACGGAUAUAUUUGUGUAGCAGCUCAUUCGUUGAUAGUAGGCGAGUCUAACCCCAAGGCUGAACUUGCAUUAAAGUCAGCUUGGGUAGCUUAUGAGGCAGGUGUAAGGGAGAUAAAAAUUGGAAACACCAGCUCACAAGUUACAAAAACAAUAUCUAAGGCUUCAUCAAUCUUCAAUUGCACUCCUUUACGUGGUGUGUUAUCUCACGAACUGAAAAGGAACACUAUUCACGGGGAAAAACGUUUUCCUAACAAUGAACGAAUAGAAGAUAAAACUGAUGAAUUUACUUUUGGUGUGAAUGAAGUCUAUUCAUUGGAUGUGCUAGUAUCUACUGGUGAUGGCAAAUCUCGUGGUACUGACUAUAAGACAACUGUAUACAGGAGAGAGCCACAAAACAAUUACACUUUAAAAACCACAUUAGGUAGAAGUUUCAUUUCGGAGGUCAACAGAAAGGCACUACAUAUGCCAUUUUCACUACGUUCAAUAGAGGAUGAAAGAGCUAUGCUAGUUGGAUUACCAGAGGCCUUACGCCAUGGGCUACUACAACCCUAUCCCAUUUUAUCUGAAAAGCCUGGCGAAUUUGUGGCCCAUUUCAAGUGUACAAUUCUACUCCUUCCAAAUGGUCCAAAACGCAUUACAGGCGCUAAAAUUCCCAAUGAAGAGCAGAUCAAAUCAGACCCUGCAUUGGAGAACACGGAAAUUCUUAAAUUAAUAAGCACUCCAUUGAAUGUCAAAAAGAAGUCAAAGGGCGGAAAUAUUUCUAAAACUGAAGCACCAGCUCCAAGCUGA